AUGGAGUACUUUGAUGCAAGGCGGAAGCCUCAUAAUGUUGGGAAAAUCAUUGCAGCCCUGGUCCUCACAACACUCUGUAUAUUUGUUCUGAAGCAAUCUCCUGGUUUUGGUGGCAAUAGCGUGUUUUCUCUCCAUGAACCUGGGGUUACCCACGUCUUAAUAACAGGAGGAGCUGGUUAUAUUGGUUCACAUGCCGCUUUAAGGCUCUUAAAGGAUAACUAUCGAGUUACCAUUGUGGAUAAUCUAUCGAGAGGAAAUAUGGGAGCAGUAAAGGUUCUGCAGGGCUUAUUUCCGCAGCCUGGGAGACUACAAUUCAUCUUUGCUGAUCUGGGGGACCAGAAAUCUGUCAACAAGAUAUUUGCUGAAAAUGCAUUUGAUGCUGUGAUGAAUUUUGCAGCUGUUGCUUAUGUGGGAGAGAGCACAUUGGAACCCCUUAGGUACUAUCACAAUAUUACAUCGAACACUUUACUGAUUUUGGAGGCUAUGGCAUCUCAUGGAGUCAAAACCCUCAUCUACUCCAGUACAUGUGCUACCUACGGAGAACCAGAGAAGAUGCCUAUUACAGAAGCCACACCUCAGUUCCCUAUCAAUCCAUAUGGAAAAGCUAAGAAAAUGGCAGAGGAUAUCAUAUUAGAUUUCUCAAAGUCGAAGGGAGCUGACAUGGCUGUCAUGAUUUUAAGAUAUUUCAAUGUUAUUGGCUCUGACCCUGAGGGAAGAUUAGGUGAGGCUCCUAGGCCAGAACUCCGAGAGCAUGGUCGGAUAUCUGGGGCAUGCUUUGAUGCAGCAUUAGGAGUCAUUCCAGGAUUAAAGGUUAAAGGAACAGAUUAUCCCACAGCUGAUGGAACCUGCAUAAGAGAUUAUAUUGAUGUCACAGAUUUAGUUGAUGCUCAUGUGAAAGCACUCAACAAGGCAGAGCCUAGAAAAGUCGGCAUUUACAAUGUUGGAACAGGAAGAGGUCGCUCGGUUAAUGAGUUUGUUGAUGCCUGCAAGAAGGCAACUGGGGUUAACAUCAAAAUUGAGUACCUCAGCAGAAGGCCAGGAGAUUAUGCAGAAGUAUACAGCGACCCAACAAAGAUCAACAAGGAGCUCAACUGGACAGCUCAAUAUACCGAUCUCAAAGAGAGCCUGUCAGUCGCAUGGAGGUGGCAAAAGUCGCAUCCGCACGGCUACGGGCAAAACUAA
Miscanthus lutarioriparius is the source of this 1182-nucleotide messenger RNA. NCBI's taxonomy places the organism in Eukaryota, Viridiplantae, Streptophyta, Magnoliopsida, Poales, Poaceae. The record is from the annotation of a GenBank genome assembly.